CAGGUGAAUACCUGUGAAAACAGUGCACGGAGAUACAUAUAACAGAUUUCAAAUAAAAGAAAUAAGAAAUUUAGCAGGAAAAGGAAAAAUCUCAGGUAGCAGGUUGUUUUGAGUCGCGGACAAAGAGAUUGACACCGUGAAAUUUCCAUUCGUUUCAAAGGCUUUGUUCUGAGUGUGACACUUGAACAAGUCAAGAGGUGAACAUUGAAAUUUGAUCUUCGACAAUUGAGGGUAUGAAAGCUUGGAGUCUCAACGUCUGUGUGCUUCCCUUCCUCUUAGUUCAGGUUUACGCUUACGACGCCUCAAAAAACGAGAAAAGAGAGAACCUUGGUUUUCGACCCGUGCACUUCGCUGCAGUUGGUCUGCCUCUAGGGGACACUCCAACCGGCAAUGGAGGAGCGCCAAAAACAGGAGCUUUUAAAAUCGAAGAUGGAAACGUUGUCGGCGCUGGUACGUAUGAGUUUGAACCGGAUGGUGUCGAUGUCGAUCUCAGUCUGAAAAUAUCGAACAAAGCGCCUGGAGCAUCUGGAGGACCUGGAGCAGGCGGUGGACCAGGUGCAGGCGGCGGAGGACCUACUACAAGUCCUGGAGCAGGCGGUGGACCAGGUGCAGGCGGCGGAGGACCCACCACAAGUCCUGGGGCAGGCGGUGGACCAGGUACAGGCGGCGGUGGACCCACAGCAAGUCCUGGCGCCGGUGGAGGACCAGGAAGCCCGAAGCCAGCGCUUUGUCCUGUACCUUGCUCACAAACUAAACCAACUAAACCAACUAAACCAAGUAAACCAACUCAGGUACCUCCUACCAGUGGAAGUACAGCCCCUGGUGGCGUUACACCGGGUAGCAGCACACCGGGUGGCACCACGCUCGGUGGUGCUGCACCGACUGGAGGAGAAGGAGGAGUAGUACCCACAAAAGGAAGCACUGGACCUACAGCUGGAGGAGGAGCUGCCACAACACCACCAGGUGGUGGUGGUGGAGGAUUAGAAGAAGAACAAGCAUUGAGCAAACAUAACGAAUAUCGAAGAAGGCACGGUGUUCCAGAAAUGAAGCUUAAUGCUGAGAUGAGCCAGCAAGCAGCAGCAUAUGCCCAAAAAAUUGCGCAGAUGGGUGCACUGAACCACGCCUCACGAGCAGAACGAAACAAUGACGGGGAAAAUCUGUCCAUGGGUUGCGAUAGUAAUGGUCAAACAACAGCUGAAGCUACUACGAAUUGGUACAACGAAGUCUGUAAAUAUGGUUACGCAUUUGGCCAACCAAGUGGUACGGGAGGAACGGGCCACUUUACCCAAGUUAUUUGGAAGGAAAGCGUCGAGCUCGGAAUUGGAAAAGCAGACAUAGAUAAGAAUGGAAUGAAAUGUUCUUACAUUGUAGGUCGCUACAGACCCGCUGGAAACAUGGUGGGAGAUUACGCUGAAAACGUACCUAAAGGCUCCUUUGAUAAGGCCAAGGACUGUACAGCGGAGAAAAGGUCGAUUCUGCAUUACUUGGCGCCACGCUCAAAGAUACACCAAAAGAAGCGGGCAAGAAAAUCCCACAAACACGAACACUGAUAAUGUGAGUGCAGAGGAGACAAUGCAGAUAAAGAAAUGCCGGGUGCAAGAAUCUUAGCCUU
Pocillopora verrucosa is the source of this 1612-nucleotide messenger RNA. Lineage: Eukaryota; Metazoa; Cnidaria; Anthozoa; Scleractinia; Pocilloporidae. The record is from RefSeq and is a predicted model, not a curated record.